Molecule: messenger RNA, 533 nt
Organism: Venturia canescens
Lineage: Eukaryota; Metazoa; Arthropoda; Insecta; Hymenoptera; Ichneumonidae
Exons: 3
Coding region: 52-459 (135 amino acids)
Biological process (GO): phospholipid metabolic process; arachidonate secretion
Molecular function (GO): A2-type glycerophospholipase activity
Source: RefSeq, a predicted model, not a curated record
AGAUUUCGUUGAAAUUUCAUUCAACUCUGUCAGUUCGAUUUGGUCAUCAAGAUGUACGCAUUUGGCUUGACUGUCGCAAUUCUUUGCGUUCUUCCCAGCACUAUCUGGUGUGACUCAGAUCAAAGUUCCUGGUGCGAUGUGGAAGCGGGAAACCCGGAGUAUCCUCAAGCACCUGCAGAAUGUUGCACGACUUCUUACCAUUGCAAUAUCACCAUUGAGCCGAAAAGCUCAAAGUUUGGUGUAACUAACAACGGCGACUGGAGGUUACAGUCGUGUAUUUGUAACUAUCACUUUGGCAAUUGUUUAUUGAAUACAUUGCCUCGUCCGGACGCCUUCAAAAGCUCCUUCGCUGCUCGUCGUCGUUCCUGUUUGGAGCCACGGAAUUGUCCGAAUGGAGUGCAAUGCGAGACCCAGUACAACGUCGUGAAUUUUGGAGAUUGGUUGUCAGCACAGAAUUGAAUCCUUUAUAAAAAAAAAAACAAUUUCUCCAAUGCUAUAGUCCCAGUGGAAAUUUUCUAGUGUCCACAAAAUUG